This is a messenger RNA of Hemibagrus wyckioides, 5191 nucleotides long. RefSeq names its product aryl-hydrocarbon receptor nuclear translocator 2 (gene arnt2). Lineage: Eukaryota; Metazoa; Chordata; Actinopteri; Siluriformes; Bagridae. Bases 84 to 2300 code for a protein of 738 amino acids. Gene Ontology annotation, cellular component: nucleus; cytoplasm; aryl hydrocarbon receptor complex. The transcript has 20 exons. Gene Ontology annotation, molecular function: DNA-binding transcription factor activity, RNA polymerase II-specific; protein dimerization activity; RNA polymerase II cis-regulatory region sequence-specific DNA binding. Gene Ontology annotation, biological process: regulation of transcription by RNA polymerase II. The record is from RefSeq and is a predicted model, not a curated record.
UAUGUGAGUCGUUCAUAAGGAAAACGGUUCGUUCGCAAUUCGCCCAUCACUGGUGUCGUUUUUGUUUUUCCCAUAGAGGCGAUAUGGCAACACCCGCCGCUGUUAAUCCGUCCGAGAUGGGCACAGAUCUUCCUGGACCGGUGACCAUGGCAGGUGCUGUUGUGGGUGCAGGGCAGGUGAGAAUGGGGGGCAACAUGCCAGGACGAGGGGGCAAGAGGAGAUCGACAGGGAUGGACUUCGAUGAUGAAGAUGGAGAAGGGCCGAGCAAAUUUUCAAGGUAUGAUGAUGAUCAAAUGCCUGCAGAUAAGGAACGUUAUGCCAGAGAAAACCACAGCGAGAUCGAGCGACGCCGGCGUAAUAAAAUGACGCAGUACAUCACCGAGCUGUCGGACAUGGUGCCCACUUGCAGUGCGCUGGCCCGGAAACCUGACAAGCUCACCAUCCUACGUAUGGCUGUGUCGCACAUGAAGUCCAUGAGAGGAACUGGCAACACGUCUACUGAUGGAGCUUACAAACCCUCCUUCCUCACCGAGCAGGAGCUGAAGCACUUGAUCCUGGAGGCGGCUGAUGGCUUCCUGUUUGUGGUGGCAGCUGAGACGGGCCGCGUGAUCUAUGUGUCGGACUCGGUGACCCCCGUGCUGAACCAGCCACAGUCCGAGUGGUUUGGCAGCACCCUGUACGAGCAGGUCCAUCCUGACGACGUGGACAAACUCCGCGAGCAGCUCAGCACCUCUGAGAACUCCAUGACCGGCCGGAUCCUGGACCUGAAGACAGGGACAGUGAAGAAGGAGGGACAGCAAUCCUCAAUGAGGAUGUGUAUGGGCUCCAGACGCUCCUUUAUCUGCAGAAUGAGGUGUGGCAGCGCUCCUCUGGAUCACAUCUCUCUCAACCGUCUGUCGAGCAUGAGGAAGAGAUACAGGAAUGGACUCGGGCCGUCAAAGGAAGGCGAGGCUCAGUAUUCAGUGGUGCAUUGCACUGGCUACAUCAAGGCUUGGCCCCCUGCAGGAAUGACAAUCCCGGAAGACGAUUCAGAAGCAGGCCAGACAAGUAAAUACUGCCUGGUGGCAAUUGGAAGACUUCAGGUGACGAGUUCUCCAGUCUCCAUGGACAUGAACGGGCUGUCUGUACCCACAGAGUUUCUGUCUCGUCACAACUCGGACGGCAUCAUCACCUUCGUGGAUCCCCGCUGCAUUAACGUGAUUGGCUACCAGCCGCAGGACUUGCUUGGUAAAGAUAUUCUAGAGUUUUGUCAUCCUGAGGAUCAGAGCCACCUAAGGGAGAGCUUCCAACAGGUCGUAAAGCUGAAAGGUCAGGUCUUAUCGGUCAUGUAUCGUUUCCGGAUGAAGAAUCGCGAGUGGAUGCUGAUCAGAACCAGCAGCUUCACCUUCCAGAAUCCAUACUCAGAUGAGAUUGAGUACAUCAUCUGCACCAACACAAACGUCAAGCAACUCCAGCAACAGCAGCAGGCGGAGCUGGAAGUUCACCAGAGAGACGGCCUGACAGCGUAUGAUCUCUCACAGGUGCCAGUGGGCAAUGUGUCGGGCAGCGUACACGAAGCAGGAAAGAGCAUUGACAAAACGGAGACGCUCUUCUCUCAGGAGAGAGAUCCACGUUUCAGUGACAUGUACACAGGCAUCUCUGGCUCGGAUAAGAAGAUGAUGGUGCCCUCGUCCACUGCAGGAGGACAACAGCUAUAUUCCCAAGGCAGUCCUUUCCAGCCAGGACAUUCUGCUAAGAACUUCAGCUCCUCAGUGAUCCAUGUUCCCGGAGUAAAUGACAUCCAAUCAUCUGCCGGUUCAGCCGGGCAAAAUUUGGCUCAAAUUUCCCGUCAGAUUAACUCCAGUCAGGUGCAGUGGUCAGGCAGCAGGCCACCGUUCUCCGGUCAGCAGCAGCUCCCGGCUCAGUCCAGCAAAGCUCAGUCUUCUCCAUUCGCCAUCGGCUCAAGCCACAGCUACCAGGCCGACCCGUCCUCUUACAGCCCGCUGUCCAGCCCAGCCACUUCCUCUCCAAGUGGGAACGCCUACUCCAGUCUGACCAAUCGCAGCACUGCAUUCGAUGUUGCAGGUGAAGGCAGCCAGAGUGGCGCUCAGUUCCAGGGUCGGCCGUCUGAGGUUUGGUCUCAGUGGCAGAGUCAGCAUCACAGCCAGCAGAGCGGAGAGCAACACACGCACACCCAACCCAGCCAGUCUGAGGUGUUCCAGGACAUGUUGCCUAUGACUGGAGACCCAACACAAGGAACCGCCAACUACAACAUCGAAGAUUUUGCCGAUUUGGGCAUGUUCCCUCCGUUUUCUGAGUAACAGCAGACUAAAUUGCUCUCUGGGUCAUUUUUAUUUUCUCUAGUUUUUAUCAUCAUCAUCAUCAUCAUCUCAAUCAUCAGCAUUAAGAUCAGUGAAACUCGCACUUGCAUAUACACUGCCAUAUUGUGCAUCUCUGAUCCUGGGUCAUGAAACAAAACUUCCUGUAUAGGUACACAAAGAAAAUGUUCUGUUUCUUUUUCGGUCAAUGUGUAAGCAGUCUAUCUUGCGACCGAUUUAUCUGGUACACACUAGACAUGUGCCGAUAUAUUCUUUACGAAUGACAAAUCCAUAAAUAUACUCAAAAGCUUCGCAGCUUUACAGUGUUCACAUUCGUGGGUCAGGAUCAAGUGAUGGCUGGAGAUAGCUUUAGAGGCCAAGCUGAGUGGAUGCUGCAGAUAGCCGAGAUGAUGAAACUAAGCAUUCUGUGAGCUAUAGCCAGUGUUCAGUAAAAUCGAAUGAAUUACCUUAAACACUAAAUUAAUCUUACAUACGAUAAAUAAUUGUUAUGGUUUUUAAUGUUAUCUUUUCUUUUUUUGGAGCAGGAAAAAACAAUGUGUAUUUGUUUCAUUGGAUGAAUAAAAAAAAAGAAGCCUAACACUCAUGAUUUUGUGCUUUUGAAACAGGAAGUUACACACAGGCUGCACAUGCCAAUCAGGUGCUCACUACUCAGGUGAGAAGAUUGUUGCUAGGAAACCAGUAAACAUGGACACCAGUUAAUGGCUGAGGUUAACAGUUUAGGAAGCAAGUCAACACCACUGGAAGUAUUAACACUUUUAUUAGAUGUUAAUUACUGGAAGGAAACACAUCAGUUUAGUCAGAUAUUAGGAGUGCUAACUGACCCCCUGGCAUCAAUGGGUGAAAGAUUUCAUUUCCUACACAAACACAUCAGCCCAGUGUGUUGGAAUGCAUCGCUAUAAAAAGAAGCAAAAAAAAGAGUACACUGUUUCCUGGUACUCUGUGAUACUGAUGAUAAAUGAUGACGAAGCUUAAGGAUUCAUUUAGCACUUCCUUGGUUUAUAUAGCAUCCAUAAAAAGCACACGUGUAUGUUCAUGCACUUGGGCUACUGGGCUCAUUCUUUAUAAAGUUUGCCAAGUUGAUUUUAAAUGAAGGGAGCUAGCUCGCUGCAGUGUUUAAUGGGGAUGCGGUGGAGAAGAACGGGUUUUGCUUUACUUUGGAAAAGCACUUUUGUAUAGCUGUGUGUAAAGAACUUUGUUUUAUCAUUGCCUUGAAUACUUCGUCGUCAGUGACGAUGAAGAUCAAUUGUCAAGAACAACAUACUGGGCAAGAGCAGUUAUACUGCCUUCAUGUUUGUCUUUUGUUCGUAACAAGCCACCGAGCUAACUGUGAUGAUUCUAACCCUAACUCUCUCCUCCUCAAACAGCGACUGUAUAAUCAGUGUUAUUGAUUUAACAAGCAAAUAUGUCUGUAUGUUGAUCGAUGUGAGGGAAACACUUGAAUAGGCAGCACAACUCGUAAUCAAAAGGUAUACUUUGUGCAGCCAUGUUGAUUUGCCAUCAUUCCAGAAAACUGGGAAAGAACUCGGGAGUUAAAAAAUGGAAAUUUCAAGUUAUGGGACUGUUUCCUUGGUUGGAAUUUAGGAAUUUCAAGUUGUGUCCACCAUUUUCAUUCAUCUAGCUUUGUCUGUAGGAUUUCUCUCUCACUUAGUCAGCAUUUGCCGCAGCAAUGAAUUCCUCAUGCCGGGAUGUAUUUUGAAGAUGUUUUAUCAUCGGAGGAAAAUGCCAGUGGUAGAACAUUGAUAUUUUCACAGAGUACAUUUCGCAGGCCAGUUUCAUAUCGCGUCUUCCUUACUAAGCUUACGUCGCAUGGUGUCUAACUUCUAAGAGUAUGAGUAAGAAUCAGACUGAUACCAGGAUCACUGUUGAUGCAGCCCUAGUCUAGUGGUUUUCAAAUCUUUCUAUUUGUUGAAUGCAAAGAAGAACAUCCAAAGCUACCAUCAAACAUGGGCAAAAAAACAUGGGCUGUACUCUUACCACCUUCUAGAUUAGACAGUAUUAAUCCCUAUAGUGCAAGCUCUGCCAAAAACAACCUCCUCCUGCACGAGCAGAGGAAGAGACACUGUGUAACAGAAUAGUAUUAACCCUAAAGAUCGCAAUUCAUCACCAGGUGAAUUAUCGGCACAUGCCUAGUAUACAUAUUUAAACACUCCUCAAGACGGAGGGCUUAAACAAGCUGGUUUGAGUCAGCAGGAGAGUCUCUGCUGUAAUGAUAUCAUGUAUGAUAAAGUAUUUUCAGUGUUUCCUGUGAUUUCUACACUGCACCAGCAUUCUGCUUAGUGUGGCAUAUAUAGUCUAUAUGUAGUGAUGUCCAUAAUAUAGAUGAUCUAAUAAUAGUCGUAGAUGGUUAUGUAAACAAAACGUGUUCCAUUUCUUAGCAUCAAAUGUGAUGCCUUUUUUAUUUUUUCCAUUGAACAUUCAAGUGCUCUUCAUCAGCAGCCUCAGCGCAGGAUCUCAGCAUUGCGUGUACAGCGUGUAUCAUAGGCUCCGUGGCUGCAGCGAUUCUUCGUGACCUUUCCUUUUUAAACUAACAGAUAUUUUAUGGUUUCGAUCUUUUACACAAAGAGUGUAACACGGAUGAAUGAAGGACUGAAAGGGGGAAAAAAAAAAACUUUUUGCUAAAUGAAAAUGGGUGUUUUUAUGUAAAUACUGUGAUUUUUAAGUCUGUUCACAUAUACACAGCUCCAUGUGUGCUUGUGUAGGUUUAAUAUCAUUAUGUGCAAUGUCCGUGCGUAUUUAACUCUCGGUAUUUAGUUAGCCUGGUUAUUGUACAAUGAGUUUAGACUUGUAUACACUGUGUAAAUGUGCCCUGUUCAUUUUUUGUGACAAAUUGUGCUUGUGACAAUAAAUUCUCAUUGAAUAUGUGGAUUUCAAAA